Molecule: messenger RNA, 1376 nt
Organism: Quercus robur (English oak)
Lineage: Eukaryota; Viridiplantae; Streptophyta; Magnoliopsida; Fagales; Fagaceae
Exons: 4
Coding region: 666-917 (83 amino acids)
Source: RefSeq, a predicted model, not a curated record
UAGAUGUGCACCAAGAUAGAAAUAGAGAGGAGCGAUGAGGACAGGGAGAGUAACAGAGAAAGAGAGAGUUGAUGAAAUCAUAAAGCUUCAAAAAACGAAUAUGCACACCCAAAACACCGUUUAUCGCAAAACAAAACCCAGUUCUCUUCUAAAAACUGAAAUUAAAACCCGUAACUCCUCUGUCUUCUCCGAAACCCAAAAAUCAAAACCUUCUCCUUCCCCCAAAAUCAAAAUCCAAAACUUAGAUGAGAAAGAAGUAAGCGAUCAGAGGUGCCAUUCUCACGCAAUCUCCGAUUCUCUCACAUAAUAGCCACCGAUUCAUUAGGCCAACUCAACCUCAACCCUACUACUACUACAAAAGAAAACCCUAAACAAACCCUAGACGACGACACUACUACUACUGCUGUCACACCUACCAGAUCGCCUCGAAGAAGAAGCAGAGGAAGAACCAACCGAUGAGGCUUCCGAUCAGCCUUCUGUAACUGCCGUCGAUUCCGAUGCGAAGUACGGCGAGGAUUCGAAGAGUUCGUACAACGCCAAGAGAGAUAUGAUUUACACGGAGAUAGAAAUAGAGAGAGGCGAUGAGGCCUGAGGCAUGGAGAAAGAAACAAAGAAAGAGGCAAAAUCAGACCAUCGGAACCACAAGCACAUAAAAAGAAAAAUCUAUGGCCCAUCAACACUGGUUUUUAAAACACAGAAUGAUUGGGAAUUUAGAGGAAUACAGAGAUAGUGUUCGUGAAUGUCGCUGCCACCAUCAGAUUAUCAAAUUAUCAAAACUGGCGCCGAUGGUGGUAACUUGGCAAAGAAGUGGUCUACUAAAGAACAUCUCUACCCAAUCCGCAAGCUUGAUCAGUCUAAAUUUUAAUUGUUUAAAGUCAGAUUCACAAUGGGUUCAUGUCUCGCCACAAUUGGCAUAGUGCUAAGUUACACACCUUUAUUCUCCAUUGGUGUUUUGAACUACUACUUGCAAACAAGGCAAACAGAGUCGACACAUGGUUGUCCCAUACAGUAAAUUCAAGCAUACAAAGAAAUCAACCCAAACUCUUUGGAACUGAACACUUUGCCUUGCCACAAUUUAUUCUUAGUUGUAAAUCCAUGAGUUUUCUCUCGGUCAAGAUCAACAACCGCAUUCUCAAAUUACCCCCUACGUCAUCAGCUGGUUGUGGCAUCAAUACUACUCUACACAAUUGAAUCUUACAAGAAUAAGUAGAAUAAAGAGAGUAUCAUUAGUUGGUUAGCCAUUAUUUUCUGUUAAACAUUUUGGUUGUAAAAUUGAAAUUGUCUUGCAAGUUUUAGUUUGGUGAUUCAUUGUGGUUCCUAGGAAUAGCAGAUUUGCUAUUUGAAAUUGUCAUGUAAGUUUUAAUUGUUUAAAGUCA